Molecule: messenger RNA, 1689 nt
Organism: Emiliania huxleyi CCMP1516
Lineage: Eukaryota; Haptophyta; Isochrysidales; Noelaerhabdaceae
Exons: 3
Coding region: 22-1425 (467 amino acids)
Source: RefSeq, a predicted model, not a curated record
CAGCGUUUAUGUGAGACAGCAAUGAAGGCGCUGCUGCUUUUUGCCCUCACGCCCUCCCUGUCUCACGGGCUCUCGCUCGGCCUCGCGAGCGUGCGAUCGGUGGCGCCUCGGUGCGCGGCGGUCGCCCUGGACGACGCGCCGGGCAGCAGCCUGGCUCGCGAUGCGUGCGCCGCCGAUAGCGAAGCGCUGCUGGAUUCCUUGGAUCGUUGGCUGCGCCGGCAGUCCAUCCGGUCGGUGCUGCCGCCGAGCCAGGCGCGGCACCUGCUUCGCGACCUACGCGACGACCACCGCUUCUGGGCGCAGCAGCGCCGCCAGUUUGCGCGCGCCUGGAACCUGGUCGAGGCCGGCCUUCGGCAGGAGACGCGGCCGGUCGGCGAGCUGCUGGGCAACGAGACGGCGUCCAAGGUGCUUUCCUAUUCGGAGGACAUGGACGUCGAUCCCGCCAUCGUCAACGCCCUCAUCCGCAGCGAGGUUGUCGAGGCCAUGCUUGGACACGUCCUGUACGAUGGCAUCGGCCAGUUUCUGAUCCAGUCCGACCCCAUCGGCAUGGCCCUCUCCAAGCUCCCGAUCCUAGGGCCGAUCCGCGCGCAGCUGGUCGACGCGGCGCGGCGCGAGGUGGACGCUUUGGUCGGCCCGCAGGUCGAGGGGUUCCUCGGCUCCUACUCCGCCGCCGCCGCCGAGUCUGCGGUGUCCUACCUGCUGGCCGAGGACAACAGCCCGAAGCUGCGCGCCGCGCGCCGCCAGCUCGCCUCGAAGCUGCUCAACCGGCCGCUCUGCAAGCUGGUGAACGGGUCUGACCUCGAGGCAGCCAUCGCACGGGACACGAUCUGGGCGGCGGUGCGGCAGUUCAAAAUGCCAAACGAGGGCGCGCUGCUCGACCAGCUGUACGGCGAGUUUGGAGACGAGCCCUUCUCGAUCUUGCUACCGCGCGACGCGGCAGCCAAGGCGGCGGCGCCGCCCUCGGCCCCGCUCUUCGAGCGCGGCCGCGCCAUCCUGCGCGAUAUCCUCGCUAGCUUCCUCGCGUCGGGCGAGUGGGAGGAGUGGAGACGAAACGGCCCGCUGUCCGAGCCGUUGCCGCCGCCGCGGACGGCGGUGCUGACGCCGCCGGCCGCCGCGGCCGCCGCCGCCGCCGCCGCCGCCGCCGCCGCCGAUGCCUCCGCCGCCGCCGCCGCCGAUGCCGAUGCCGACACGGACGCCGGCGGCGCGCCCGAUUUCGGGGCGAUGAGCCGCGCCGAUCUUGAGGCAUACGCACGCGCCGCGCACGCCGCGGCCGGCCAGCCGCCUCCGCCCGCGCACGGGGCUGGCAGCCGGCACGGGGCAGGCGGUGCGGCGGGGUUGCAUGCGGCCGGCGGCGGUGACGAGCCGCGGAGACGGCGCGUCGACUGCAGCGAGAAGCGGCUGGGCGAGUGGGACGGAUGGGACUGAGCCGGUGUGGGCGGGCCCCAUCGCGCGGUGGGUCGCUCGCGGAGCAUGCCUCUCUCUCAGCCCGGUGGUGGCUGGCCUCCUGCGCAACUCCGUCCCUCCCUCCCUGUCAUGCCGAUGCCGCCGCCGGUGUGUGGCGGCGGUCUCGAGGGCUGGGACGGUCUGGCGGCGUCCGAGGUGCCGGGGGAGAGAGAGGAGGGCGGUGUGUGAGAGAGACGCAUAAUUACUCGUUUCUUUGUCGCCUGAGCAAAAAUGAUGAGAGGCUGA